Molecule: messenger RNA, 5517 nt
Organism: Harpegnathos saltator (Jerdon's jumping ant)
Lineage: Eukaryota; Metazoa; Arthropoda; Insecta; Hymenoptera; Formicidae
Exons: 5
Coding region: 1097-2116 (339 amino acids)
Source: RefSeq, a predicted model, not a curated record
AGGAAGAGGAGGAAGAAUAGAAGAUGAGAAAAGGUAAGAAUCCAAGCGCGGGCGUUCGAGGAAGGGCAAGGAUAGUAGGGGGGGACCCCUCUGAAAGCGGGGUAUGGGCCACGUGCUCGGUUGCUUUACAAUCGUAUAUAGGCACCGCUCGACCGACUGGCCAGUACCAUACACUGACAGUCACACCGGGGGCGCACGAGGUGAUAGGAAGAGUGAAAGAGUUGCGCGCCCGUGCAAUAGAGAGGAGGGAGACGGACAGACGGAGAGAGGACGAAGGAUAAGAAGAAGAAGAAGAAGAAGAAGAAGAAGAAGAAGAAGAAGAAGAAGAAGGAAGAAAGGAAACGUAGGAGGAUACAUAUAUACACAAUAGAUAGAGACGAGGCGAUCACGGGAGACGACGGAUCUACGUACACACGACCAAGGCAGACAGACAGAAGUCCACUUCCAUUCCCUUAGACAGGUUCACUCCUACUACAAGGAGAGACGAAGAGCCUGCCUCCGUUCGCUCGCUCGCUCGCUCGUUCGCUCGCCUGCCUGCCUGCCUGCCUGCCUGCCUGCGUGCCCGCUAUCCUGUCAGACUCUUCGCCUGACUGGCUUCUCCUUCUCCGCGCCUCGGACGAAGGCGACGAACAUCUCAGUCACUUUCUGACAAUCGCUUGCGAGACCAGGCUACCCUUCCGGACAUCCCGCUGCGAAAGCGACGAGUAGCGAAGCUACCGGUGGUAACGUCGACGUGACAGAGGGGGUGCAAAGCACGCCGCACAGUCGGAGAGGGGGUUGCACGAGAGAACGAAGAAGAGGACUGCCGUUAUUAACAUCUCUCGAUUAUUUGCAUUUUCCGACUGCUCCUUCCUGUUCUCACUCACGAGUCCUCCCGCCACUUUUUCCGGAUGCACACCCCCGCCACCUGCCGCCCGCAGGGAUCCUUGAACCCCCGUUCUCUCUUUCUCUCUCUCUCUCUCUCUCUCUCUCUUUCUCUCUGUCUCCUUUUCGACGUGUAUAAAAAGCAGUGCGACGCGUGUGCCGGGAUCAGUGCCGACAGAUUGUGAUUCUGUGCGGGGGGACAGUUUGUCGAUCCUGCAUUCAGUGUUGUGCGAUGGCGACUAUGGCGUCUGAGAGCGGCUUACGCUCGGAAAUGAAGGCCAUACUGAGCCGGGACGCCAGGACUACGUCGCACAGACUCGUUGACCGUUUCACGAACCUCCACGCGACCACGGCGUCGGCGACGACGUCGAGGUGGUGGUGGUGGUGGUCGAAGCUCCGGGGUGACGCGAGUCCCCGAGCGGACUCGCGGUGUCCCUCCGCGGCGUCCGGUGACCACCGAAGAACACACACCAUGAGCAGCGGCAGCAGCAGCAGCAGAUGCACGAGCGGUCGGGUCAGGUGGUUAAGAUUAUUUAUUUGGACGUUCUGCUUUAUCGGAGCGGUGCACAGCGCCCCGAGAAUGGCCAGCGACGACCGAAUGAACAGCACUCCAAAGUGGGUGAACCCGUGCGGCCUGUCCGGCGACUACUACGUUGACUCUACCAUGGACGUGGUUCAAAUAGGAGACGCGCAGCUCUUGUCGCAAAUAGAGACGCAGGCGAAAACGGCGCUGACACACGCGCGCAUUUUGCGCGACGACUAUCUGCAGCAGAUUCUCCUAAGCGGCAACACAGCCUUCAAAUCGUCCUGGGAUGACAUACGCUACGAAUGGCUACCUGGACCAAAGGAGAUACCCAAGAUGCUAGGGGAGAAGCUGGACGAGGCGUAUCUCGAGACGUUGACCAUUGACAGCACUCUGCAAAACACUUACGAGUACCUGCAAAAAUUCGCAGUGGGUAUCGAACAGAUAGUCUGGGAGCAACGCGACACGGGGGGCCCCUUCAGCAAGCACUUCGAGGACGUGGAGGACCAACUUCGAUCGAUUCUCUGUGAAGUGCAAGUCGGCUUAGUAGAGCGUGGGACACCAUUACCGAAAGAUGUCUCGCGAUCUAUUAUGCCGGACGAGCAACGCUCCCUCACCUCGCAGACCGAGCGGAACCUGCGAGCGUUCAUCAUCUACCGGGAUUACGUGAACUUUCUGGAAUACAUACAGCAAGUCUUUAUGUAUUUGAGAAACAAAGCGUACACCUGAGGAUUCCAAGGCGAAAGUAGAAGAAGGGUUACCAGGCGACGACUCACCCAUUUCAGGACAGCGGCGCAACCGCAACUUCCCCAUGUCCUGCUGACUUGAGAUGGUUGAAGGAGGAGGGUGGCGAAAACGAAAGAGGUGUCCUUCCGAUUGUGUCUUUUCUCUCGCCGGGAGGACGAUUUUCUCACAAGCCAUGUGCGUGCAAGGGGACCGAGCCAAUUGCCGGGGACCGGUAUCGACGACGAUCGAUCGAUCGAUCGAUCGAUCGAUCGAUCGGAUCGUCGCGGCGUAACCGCCCCUUGUCGCGUUCGCCAGCACGUGUCAUGAGCCAGCGGCACGAUCACUCUCCGAGACUGGAGUUACACGGCAGCCAUUGUCGCGAGUCUCAUCUCAUCCACCGUCCUCCUUCGACCCGCUCUCCGCUAGAACGUCAACUGAUUAAGGGUAAACUGAUUCGCGUCGUUAUUAACCCAUUCGCUUUCGCCUACAAACUUGCGUUUAUUUAUAUACGUACAUUGUCACACAAGUAGCAUAUCUCUAGCAUGGCUUCGGCGCGACGACGCGCCAUAACCGUGAAACUGCGUGAGCAUGCCUAACGACUCUCGAUAUCGCGGAAGCGAAAACGAAAGCAACAGGUUCAGCCGCUCCCGCACGAGAACGGCUCCUACGGCGCGACGACGACGACUAUGCGGGACAUCGCGUUGCUUACGUCCCAGGAACGCGACGGCACCUCGCGUUGUCGCCUCGACGCCGCCGGACUUUCGGCAAUCCCGCCGCGGCGGGAUCGUGCUUGACACGCGGUGCCUCAAACACGAUGUGCUUUCUCCACCAGUGGCCCGAGGCUCUUAACGAUAUCUCUUUAAACGAGUAAGUCGGUUGCAACGAGCACCGUAUGCAAGGGAUCCCCACGUGAGACUGGAGCGCUCGCCGAGCAUCAGCGACAAUCCGACUGACAAUCUCUCACGAUGUCACCUUCGUGACAUGUUGCUUACGCGCCAAUCCGAUCGAAAUCCACGGUGGAUGUUUGCGGCCGGGUUGCGUUCGGUCUCUUCGCCUUCCGCGAGUCGUUGGAAAUCUCAAGUCGUAGAAAUCGCAUCCGGUGCGAUCACCUCCGGACGGUGUCUCGCGGUUUGUUUGGUCACUUGGUCACCUGUAAUAUCUGACACGUACACACACACACACACACACACAUAUAUACACACAUUACGCUACAUUUUUUUGUGUGCCAAGUGCGUGCAGUAAAUAUAAAGUAAGGAAAAAAGUAAUUGUGAGUUGAAGUGGACGAUGAUAGUUAGUUGGAGGAGAAACGAAGUCAAUCGUAGCGUCGGUUGGGUUCCUAAUCAAACGCAGUAUUCACACCGUAAUCCGGGCCACUCGCGAUCCACAAGUUGAGAAAAUCGCGCGCACACGAUGUCGUGAUAUGCAGACGCACGAGAAUGUCGUGAACGACGUAUGCCCUAAGAGGUAUUUCUGCGCGAGCAAUUCACACACACACACACACACACACAUACACACAUCUCCCCCCUCCCGCUCCAACCUACCUUCCCAUAUUCCCACGUAAUAAUUUAUUGACUCUCCGUAAUGUUAGUAUAUAUUUCUAUUUAUUCAGAUUAUUUAUUUUAUUUUUAUAAAGGUUUUACACACGUCCGAUUAAUUGUAUUUUAAAGUUUCUAGUUGAGCUUAAAAGUGCCUAGCGUACAAAAGGACAUAUCUCUCACUUUCUCUCAUUCUCUCACUCCCCCCUUCCCCCUCUCUCUCUCUCUCUCUCUCUCUCUCUCUCUCUUUCUCACGUAGUUGAAACUAUUAUAUUAUUAUUAUAAUAUCAAUAUCGGGGUGAAGUGCAAAGUCCAUCGUACGCUACGUCCGCGCAGAAUAUGAGAAGAGAAAAACAGACAGGGAGAGGGAGACUCGAUAUACUAACUGGAAACUUUACGAGGCUCAUAAAUUUCGCAAUUCCGAUCGCUACUACUUUGCACGCAAUGAUAUGCCGCUGAUAUUGCGUCUUACUCGACGCUGAUUUAUUUUGAACAAAUAUUCUUCUACACGAUCCUUUUUCUUUUAGAGAUAUCGACUUUUUUUCAUUUUCGAUUUAACGAUACGCAAGACUGUUAAAGGCUGUCGGCUAAAGGACCACGUCGCGAGAUAUUCCCUCUGUUGACUUUAAUCUAAGUUUAGUCAUAAUUCUAUCCGCGACGUUGCUUCACACGAUUUGCCGGGCAUAUUUUUAUACGCACGUGAAAUGCAUAUUUUUAUACUUUGUCGUCGUAGGGAUGACGAAUGAAAGAAUAUAUACGUAUUUCGCGACGACACAUCCCCUUGGAGCCGACAGUCCCCGAAAGUGAUAAAACGGAAGAGUAUUGUUGGUACUUAUUUUAUGUCACUCUGGAAAAGGUCACUGUGCGAUCAUGUGCAAAUAAAAGUGCAUUCUGAUGUUGCAUCGUCAUUAAUUCUUUCCUCAGUAGCGGCCCGCAAGCUUAUCAUAAAUCAUACGUACAAUUGCCCACAUGUAGGUGUGCGGUUAUCAUUUUAACGCGAGAAACCGUUAUUUAUACGCACACGCGCAAUGCGUUAAGUGUAUUCUCUUUUCUCUUUGUUAUCGUAUCAUCGCGUCUGUGAUAUGCAUCGUAGAGUAUCUUCAACCGAUUAAUUGUUUUAUCGUCGAACCGAUAGAUUGUUUGUUUCCAUUUCGAGACGAAAAGGAGACAGAGGAAAGGGCAAUAAAAAUAGGAAGAAAGAAUGACGUCUCUCACAUGUCUUCAAUCGAUCUCUGUGUCCCUUUUUAUUAAAAAAAAGAAAAAAAAAACAAAAAAAAAGAAAGAAACUUGUACAGUUAUGCAAUUAUGGAACGCACAGGUGAAAUUUCAAGGUACGAAAAUUCACGGUCUCGGUGAUACUCGAUGAGAAAAUUAAUCGUGGAAAUUGAUUAAUUACGCUCUUAAUAAAUCGAUUAGUAUUAUUUAUUAAUUAACGCUGUUAGUUAUAGUAUUUAUUAAUUUACAGACACACGCGAUUAAUUUACUACUGGCGAACUAAUAGUAUGUAUAAAAAAAAAGAACACAGUUUUAUCGUACAAUCGUACAAUACAUAGUACAAUCAGCAGGACGAAGACGAAUGUCGCUGCAGGAUCUUGUCAAGACAAGAUCCAAGAAGAAGGCGGGGCAAAAUUUUCUCGAGAGUAUGAGUGCGUUCCAUAAGCACUGCGAAAUCAAUGAAACAUCAGCCAUUAUACUUGUGUAUACAUACACACUGUACAUAGAGAGAUCAAUCCGAUAAUGUAGUAUAAUAUAGUGAUAAGCUACAGAGACUAUAAAAUUACAUGUGGAUAUGUAAUAUGCAUACGGGCUUUUCUCUUCGGAAUGUCCGCUCUGUUGUAUCAUAUUAAACCAAAGACCACUCAACACCGA